Molecule: messenger RNA, 1041 nt
Organism: Emys orbicularis (European pond turtle)
Lineage: Eukaryota; Metazoa; Chordata; Testudines; Emydidae
Gene: CDK20
Product: cyclin dependent kinase 20
Exons: 8
Coding region: 16-1041 (341 amino acids)
Biological process (GO): protein phosphorylation
Cellular component (GO): nucleus
Molecular function (GO): ATP binding; protein serine/threonine kinase activity
Source: RefSeq, a predicted model, not a curated record
ACCAGUCAGCCCAGCAUGGAUCAGUACAGCAUCCUGGGCAGGAUCGGGGAAGGAGCCCACGGCAUCGUCUUCAAAGCCAAGAACGUCGAGACCGGGGAGACCGUGGCAUUGAAGAAGGUCGCUCUGCGGAGACUGGAGGACGGGAUCCCGAACCAGGCGCUGCGGGAGAUCAAAGCGCUACAGGAGAUUGAGGAGAAUCAGCAUGUGGUGAAGCUGAAGGCCGUGUUCCCCCACGGCGCAGGCUUCGUGCUGGUGUUCGAGUACAUGCUGUCGGACCUGGCCGAGGUGAUCCGCAACGCCCAGCAGCCCCUCACACAGGCCCAGGCGAAAGGCUACAUGCUCAUGCUGCUGCAGGGGGUGGCCUUCUGCCACGCCAAUAACAUCAUGCACCGGGAUCUGAAACCAGCCAAUUUACUCAUCAGCUCUACGGGGCAGCUGAAGAUUGCGGAUUUCGGCCUCGCCAGGGUGUUCUCCAGUGACGCAGGCCGGCUCUAUAGCCACCAGGUGGCCACCAGGUGGUACCGUGCCCCGGAGCUCCUGUAUGGCGCCCGGAAGUAUGACGAAGGGGUGGAUUUGUGGGCUGUGGGCUGCAUUUUUGCUGAGCUGCUGAACAACUCGCCCCUCUUCCCCGGGGAGAACGACAUCGAGCAGCUCUGCUGUGUACUCCGGGUGCUGGGGACCCCCAGCCCACGCGUCUGGCCGGAGAUCACGGAGCUGCCUGACUACAACAAGAUCUCGUUCAAAGACAACCCGCCCAUCCCGCUGGAGGAGGUGCUGCCCGACGCCCCCCCACAGGCCCUGCAGCUGCUCAAGCGCUUCCUGGUCUACCCUUCCCGGGAGCGCGUGAGGGCAGCCCAGGCAUUGCUGCAUCCCUAUUUCUUCACCCCCCCGCUGCCCGCCCACCACUCGGAGCUACCCAUUCCCCAGCGGGGGGGCAGGACGGCCCGGCAGGGACCCCAGCACCAGCGCGACUUCCACGUCGAGCGGCCCGUGGAAGAGUCUGUGGUGGACCCUGAAUGGGUGGCCCCUUAUGUGGUGUGA